UCUGAUAAGGACGUUGGAUUAGUCAUUAGUAUUGAGCACCAACUAGUGCUUCUUCUUCCUGGGUCUCGCAUAGGCCUGGAGUUCUGGACCAACUUAUCAGUAAUUGUUGAAAUUCUUAUCAAUAGCUAAACUUGGAAGGUCAAUCUCUUUGGUGAUGAAGAAUGAAACUGUUGCUUUGCAGGACAAUGGAUUGUCUCGAUGGCCUUGCACGUCUCAUGAUUGUUUCCGAUCUUGAUCACACCAUGGUUGAUCAUCAUGACUCAGAGAACACAUCAUUGCUUAGGUUCAAUGCUCUGUGGGAGUCACUUUAUCGCCAUGAUUCUCUCCUGGUUUUCUCAACUGGGAGGUCGCCUACACUUUACAAACAGCUGAGGAAGGAAAAACCAAUGUUGACUCCUGAUAUAACAAUCAUGUCUGUUGGCUCUGAGAUCACUUAUGGCAAUUUGAUGGUGCCUGACAAUGGUUGGGUAGAUCUUCUCAAUCAAAAUUGGGAUAAGAGCGUCAUUCUUGAAGAAACAUCCAAGUUUCCCCAGCUGACUGCUCAGGCUGCAACUGAGCAGCGACCACACAAGAUUAGCUAUUAUGUUGACAAGGAGCAUGCUCAGGAAGUAAUAAGGUCUCUUUCAGAUGCUUUCCAGAGACGUGGGCUAGAUGUAAAAAUAAUCUACAGUGGAGGUAUGGAUCUUGAUAUAUUGCCACAAGGUGCUGGCAAGGGCCAAGCUCUUGCUUAUUUGCUCUCAAAGUUCAAGGCUGAAAGCAAACUACCUGUUAAUACACUUGUCUGUGGUGAUUCUGGGAAUGAUGCAGAGCUGUUCAGCAUUCCAGAUGUUUAUGGUGUCAUGGUCAGCAAUGCCCAGGAGGAAUUACUGCAGUGGCAUGCUGAAAACGCAAAAGAUAACAAGAAGAUAAUUCAUGCAACCCAAAGAUGUGCAGCUGGUAUUAUUGAAGCUAUUGGCCAUUUUGGGCUUGGUCCUAAUGCAUCUCCAAGAGAUGGUUUGGAUCUCUUAUCUUGCAAGACAGAUAACAGUACCCCAGCAAACAUAGUAGUAAAUUUUUUUAUUGCAUAUGAAAGGUGGCUCCGAGCUGAAGUGGAAAAAUCUGAAUCCUUCAUCCAAAGUUUGAAGGGCAUACUUGAACCAACUGGAUCUAUGAGCACAUCGUCAUCAUGUUUAAAACUGAGCUCCAAGUUGACCAAGGUUUAG
Messenger RNA from Zingiber officinale, 1202 nucleotides. RefSeq names its product sucrose-phosphatase 2-like. Gene Ontology annotation, molecular function: magnesium ion binding; sucrose-phosphate phosphatase activity. The transcript has 7 exons. The coding region runs from base 162 to 1202 and encodes 346 amino acids. The record is from RefSeq and is a predicted model, not a curated record. Lineage: Eukaryota; Viridiplantae; Streptophyta; Magnoliopsida; Zingiberales; Zingiberaceae. Gene Ontology annotation, biological process: sucrose biosynthetic process.